AUGGUGGGCAAAAGCACUGGCCUGCAAGCACCAUGGUGGUCGACAAGAACAAGCACCUUACUUACCAAAGGGGGCAUGAAAGCAGCCAAGAAGAUAGUGGUUGAUCCAUUUUCUCAGAAAGAUCAGUAUGAUGUUAAGGCACCAGCUAUGUUCAAUAUAAGAACUAUUGUGAAAACACUGGUCACAACAAUUCAAGCAACCAAAAUUACAUCUGCUGGACUCAACGGUCAUGUUUUUGAAGUGAGUCUUGCUGAUCUGCAGAACAAUGAAGUUGCGUUUAGAAAAUUCAAGCUAAUGACUGAGGAUGUUCAGGGCAAAGUCUGCCUGACCAACUUCCAGAGCAUGGAUCUUACCCAUGACAAAAUGCGCUCCGUGGUCAAAAAAUGGCAGACCACAAUUGAAGCUCAUGUUGAUGUCAAGACUACAAACAGUUAUUUGCUUUGCCUGUUCUGUGUUGGUUUUACUAAAAAACACACCAAUCAGAUCCAGAAGAUAUCUUAUGCUGAGCAUCAACAGAUCCAUCAGAUCCAGAAGAAAAUGAUGGAAAUCAUGACCCAAGAAGUACAGACAAAUGACUUGAAAGAAGUGGUCAAUUCAACGGCAUUUAACAACAAUGACAGCAUUGGAAAGGACAGAGAGAAGGCUUGCCAGUCUAUUUACCCUCUCCAUGAUGUGUUUAUCAAGAAAGUAAAAAUGCUGAAGAAGCCCAAGUUUGAGUUGGGAAACCUCAUGGAGCUUCAUGGUGAAGGCAGUAGUCCUGGAAAAGCUACUGGAGAUGACACAGGUACUAAAGUUGAACGAGCUGAUGGCUAUGAACCGCCAGUUCAAGAAGCUGUUGAAAAAUCAGAUGUUUAA
Molecule: messenger RNA, 855 nt
Organism: Chrysochloris asiatica (Cape golden mole)
Lineage: Eukaryota; Metazoa; Chordata; Mammalia; Afrosoricida; Chrysochloridae
Product: 40S ribosomal protein S3a-like
Exons: 3
Coding region: 1-855 (284 amino acids)
Biological process (GO): translation
Cellular component (GO): ribosome; cytosol
Molecular function (GO): structural constituent of ribosome
Source: RefSeq, a predicted model, not a curated record